This is a messenger RNA of Triticum urartu, 898 nucleotides long. RefSeq lists its product as uncharacterized. The record is from RefSeq and is a predicted model, not a curated record. Gene Ontology annotation, molecular function: phosphatidylinositol-4,5-bisphosphate binding. Gene Ontology annotation, biological process: exocytosis. NCBI's taxonomy places the organism in Eukaryota, Viridiplantae, Streptophyta, Magnoliopsida, Poales, Poaceae. Gene Ontology annotation, cellular component: exocyst.
CACCUAACCGGAUCUCUCGUCAACCCAGCGACGCGUCGCCGCCCUCCUCGGCGUCAGCAUCAGCUUAGCUCCUAUAAGCGCAAAGAGCGGCCGCCGAAAAACCCAUCAACGAAAUUCGGAGCCCGCCGCCGGCUGCCGCUCCGCCCCUUUCGCUCGAGCGCUUCCACUCCGCCGCGGGGGCGGCCGAAGGAAGGCGGCCGGGCUCAAGUGGUGGACCAAGAUGGAGGCGGCAGGGGAUGGCUCCAUGGGCAUGUUCCGAGCAACGCCGGAUGCCGCCGCCGGCAUCGGCAGAUCUGCUGAGGUUGCUGCUCUCCUGAACAAGAUGGUGGAUGGUCUGGGAGCAACGGUUCUGCACAUCUCCGGGACCGAAUUCACAGUCCAUCCAUCAACUCACCUUUUGAUACAAGCCCUGCAGAAUUACUCUCGAAGCACAUAUUUGGUGGAGCCAGUGCAUCACACCACUGACCCUUGCUCUCACAUGGUCGAUUGCUGGGCAGCCAAGCUCGAGGAAGAUGCAGAGAUGAUACGCCAAGGCGAAAAGGGUGUGAAAUACAUAUUCCUUAUGAAUAACACAUGUCUUGUUUUGCAAAUGAUGGGGCAUCCAGGGGCAGCAUCUUUCGCCGGUGCUCAAGAAUUGGCGAGUAGGCUGACAUCAAUGGUGGAGCUGUACAAGAAGUGCUACUUGGACGAGUGUUGGGCUCCUCUGCAUCGCUUAAACUUGGACAUGUUUGCUGCUGAAUUUCGUGCCACCUGUGACUGCCAGUCGACAUGGAAGGUCGGAGCUGACUCAGGGCCGUCCUUUUCGUUGAAACGAAUGGUGUUUGGAGGGAAGAAACAAAAGAGGUAUGAUACUGGUGCCCAACUGGAAGGGAAGAUAAGAGGAUUGUUUGAGGGAUGA